Molecule: messenger RNA, 5527 nt
Organism: Pantherophis guttatus
Lineage: Eukaryota; Metazoa; Chordata; Lepidosauria; Squamata; Colubridae
Product: hexokinase-1
Biological process (GO): carbohydrate phosphorylation; intracellular glucose homeostasis; glucose metabolic process
Cellular component (GO): mitochondrion; cytosol
Molecular function (GO): ATP binding; D-glucose binding; glucokinase activity
Source: RefSeq, a predicted model, not a curated record
CUUUGCCAGCCCUUGCCUGGCCAUCUCUCCGCGGCUCAGCCAAUGGCAGCGUAGGAAGGGGGCAGGUUUUUCCACUUAGUCACUCUCGCGUGGAGGAAAAGCAGAGAGAAAAGGAGCAUCCUUUUUAUUUAUUUAUUUUUUUUCCCCCCGGCGGGGUUGAGGACUGGACCGCUGGGGUCUUUUUUGUUGUUGUUGGUUUUUCCUUCCCGCCAAUCCCCCCCUUCUCAGAGAGCCGGGAAAGCGGCGCGCCUCCUUUCUCCAUCCUCUCCGGCCCAGCUUUUUUUUUGGGGAGGUUGCCUUCCUUCUCUCGGGGGCUGCCUGUCCGGCUAAGCCGGACCCUCCGGUUUGCAGGAUGAUCGCCGCACAGCUGCUGGCCUAUUACUUCACCGAGUUAAAGGAUGACCAGGUCAAAAAGAUUGAUAAGUAUUUAUACGCCAUGCGGCUGUCGGAUGAAACUUUGCUGGAUAUUAUGGGUCGCUUCAGGAGCGAAAUGAAGAAUGGCCUCUCUAGGGAUUUUAACCCAACGGCCUCUGUAAAGAUGCUGCCUACCUUUGUAAGAUCUAUUCCCGAUGGUUCAGAGAAAGGAGAUUUCAUUGCUCUGGAUCUUGGUGGCUCUUUCUUCCGAAUUUUGAGAGUAAAAGUCUCCCAUGAGAAGAAGCAGAUGGUGCAAAUGGAAACGGAGAUUUAUGAAACGCCAGAAGAUAUUAUGCACGGCAGUGGAACACGGCUCUUUGAUCAUGUUGCUGAAUGUCUGGGAGACUUUAUGGAGAAACAAGAAAUUAAGGACAAGAAAUUACCUGUUGGGUUCACAUUUUCAUUCCCAUGUAGGCAAACUAAACUAGAUGAGGGUGUUUUGAUUACCUGGACAAAACGUUUCAAAGCAAGUGGUGUCGAAGGAGCUGAUGUAGUGAGUCUCUUAAACAAAGCCAUCAAGAAACGUGGGGAUUAUGAUGCGGACAUCAUGGCAGUGGUUAAUGACACUGUUGGGACAAUGAUGACGUGCGGAUUUGAUGACCAGCGUUGCGAAGUUGGCUUAAUUAUCGGUACUGGUACAAAUGCCUGCUACAUGGAGGAAAUGAGGCACAUUGAUCUGGUGGAAGGUGACGAAGGCCGCAUGUGCAUCAACACAGAAUGGGGUGCAUUUGGAGAUGAUGGUUUAUUAGAAGACAUCCGGACUGAAUUUGAUAGAGAGAUUGACCGGGGUUCCCUUAAUCCUGGGAAGCAACUAUUUGAGAAGAUGGUCAGCGGAAUGUACAUGGGUGAACUUGUCAGGCUUAUCCUUGUCAAAAUGGCCAAAGAAGGUCUCCUUUUUGAGGGGCGAAUCACUCCUGAACUUUUGACCAAAGGGAAAUUGGAAACUAAGGAUGUUUCUGCCAUAGAGAAGAGCAAGGAAGGUUUGCAUAAAGCCAAAGACAUACUGACACGUCUUGGGGUUGAGCCUUCCCAUGAAGACUGCAUCGCCGUCCAGCACGUGUGCACCAUUGUGUCAUUCCGCUCUGCGAACCUGGUGGCAAGUACUCUUGGUGCUAUCCUGAAUCAGCUGCGGGACAAUAAAGGAGUUGGCCGGCUGCGCACCACAGUGGGGGUGGACGGAUCCCUUUACAAGAUGCAUCCACAAUACUCCAGGCGCUUGCACAAAACGAUACGGCGCUUAGUGCCUGAUUCCGAUGUGCGUUUCUUGCUCUCUGAGAGUGGCAGCGGGAAGGGGGCGGCCUUCGUGACCGCAGUAGCUUAUCGGCUGUCGGAGCAGCACCGGUUGAUUGCAGAGACCCUGGCAGAAUUCAAGCUCACCAACGAACAGCUGCUUCAGGUGAAGAAGCGGAUGAGGAUCGAGAUAGAGGCCGGCCUCAAGAGGAAGUCACAUGACCAUGCCAAGGUCAAGAUGCUGCCCACCUUUGUCCGCAGCACCCCUGAUGGGACAGAGAAUGGAGACUUCCUGGCUCUGGAUCUCGGUGGGACAAAUUUCCGUGUUUUGCUGGUGAAGAUCCGAAGUGGUAAAAGAAGGAUGGUGGAAAUGCACAAUAAAAUAUAUUCAAUCCCUGUAGAGGUUAUGCAGGGGACGGGAGAAGAGCUGUUCGAUCACAUUGUCACGUGCAUUUCGGACUUCUUGGAUUACAUGGGAAUAAAAGGAGCUCGCCUCCCUCUGGGCUUUACGUUUUCUUUUCCCUGCAAACAGACCAGCCUAGAUUGUGGUAUCCUUUUGACUUGGACCAAGGGUUUUAAGGCUACUGACUGUGAAGGAGAGGAUGUUGUUAAUUUGCUAAGAGAUGGAAUUAAAAGAAGAGAGGAAUUUGAACUGGAUGUUGUGGCUGUCGUGAAUGAUACUGUUGGAACUAUGAUGACUUGUGCCUAUGAAGAUCCGAAUUGUGAAAUAGGACUCAUUGUGGGAACUGGGAGCAAUGCCUGCUACAUGGAGGAAGCCAGAAAUAUUGAAAUGGUGGAAGGAGACCAAGGCAGGAUGUGUGUAAACAUGGAAUGGGGUGCCUUUGGGGACAACGGAUGCUUAGAUGACAUCAGGACGAUCUAUGACAAAGCUGUGGAUGAGUUUUCGUUAAAUAGCGGCAAGCAAAGGUAUGAGAAGAUGAUCAGCGGAAUGUAUUUAGGGGAAAUUGUCCGUAACAUUUUGAUUGACUUCACAAAAAGAGGAUUCCUCUUCAGAGGUCAAAUUUCAGAAACACUGAAAACUAGGGGCAUUUUUGAAACCAAAUUUCUUUCACAGAUUGAAAGCGAUAGGUUAGCGUUGCUUCAGGUCCGUACCAUCCUCCAGCAGCUUGGCCUGAACAGCACUUGCGAUGACAGUAUAAUUGUGAAGGCAGUAUGUGGAGCUGUGUCGCGGAGGGCAGCUCAGCUGUGUGGCGCAGGAAUGGCUGCUGUUGUAGAUAAAAUAAGGGAGAACAGAGGCUUGGAGCAUCUGGAUAUAACCGUGGGCGUAGAUGGCACACUAUACAAACUUCAUCCACACUUUUCAAAGGUCAUGCACCAAACGGUAAAGGACCUGGCGCCCAAAUGCGACGUGACAUUCCUGCUUUCGGAGGACGGCAGCGGCAAAGGAGCCGCCCUCAUCACCGCGGUGGGCUGCCGACUGCGCGACGCUGAGCACAACUGAACUCUGCUCCCUGGGCUGCUUAUGGCUUCCAAGCACUUUCUUGACAAGCAGCGGUUCUGUAGCUUGAACUGGCGGGGAAGAGCCCAGAAUUCACUGCUUGUGGUGGAAGAGUUGGGGUUUAAGGAAGAAAAAAAUAGUAAAAUAAAAAUAGAAUGCUGAUUAAGUAUGCUGUUGCUGAUAAUAUCUUCCACUUUCGUCUGCAUGUGUCUUUUUCUGCCCUAUUUAGUACAUUCCCCAUCUGUAGAUCAUGAAAAAAAAAUAUGGAUAAUUUAAACGAAUGUCAGAAACUGAUUUAUGAUUUUGAGGUUCUAAAAUUACAGCCAAAAAAUGGACGUGAGCGAGAGAGCAGGUGGUGGUACAAUGUCAAGUGUAUUCUUUGCAGCUGCUACUAUGUCCACAUUAAAUAAAUAUACCACCAACAGUGCUGAAUAUGAGGCAAAUGCUUAUGCAAAGGGAACUUAGCAAUUCCCAUCUGAACUUUUCACCUAGUAUUGUUUUAUUCCUUCAUCUUGAAGUUUCCACCGCAAUCUGGUAGCAUCUGAAUCUUCUGGACUUAGACUUCCCUUAACGACCUGAAUGUUCGUUUGUUUGCACUGAACCAAGGGAUACACAGAUCAAUGAACGAGUCAAUCAAUAUCUCUCCCCACUUAUCAAUUAUCACUGCCAUUUCUUUUGGCUUUGAUAAUCAAUGUCAAAAUUCCAAGUACCAUUUCAAAAGGCAAGUCUUUGCUAAUAAAAUCAAAUGCCCUAAGGUGAUCCAGAUCUCUCGUUUUGAGAAAUACUUUUUGCCUUUAUAUUAUUUUUGCCUUUUCCAGGUUUCUCCCAUCCUUUAAUAAAAGAGUUUGGAAUUCCCUUGUUAGUUUAUGUCCUGCUGAAAGCCAUUUCCAAUUUACUAAGGUCGUGAAUUCUGGGAGAAACCUGAGAGCUUGCACGGGAGAAUAUAAUGUGGUGUUGGGGGGCAGAGACCUGAGUUUCUGUCGGAUCCAUAUCACAGAUAAACAGCCAGAAGAACAAGAUCAGUGUAAGGCUAUGGUAUUCAACAUCAAACAACCAAAGCUAUAGGCAUCUGCAGAACAGUAGCCACAUUAUUGUUUCAUAUAUUGUAUGUUGAGGUAGGACUUUGAUUGUGUAGUGCUGGCUAUCAUUUCCACUCCUGCCUUUCCUCUAGAGUAGAGCAAUAUUUUUCAACCUCAGUAGCUUUAAGUUGUGGGGACUUCAACUCUUGGUUGGCUGAGGAAUUCUGGGAGUUGAAGUCCCCACACCUUAAAGUUGGCCAGGUUGAGAAGCAUUCCUCUAGACAAGGAGUGUCAAAUUCGCGGCCUGCGGUCCAGAUGUGUCACGUGCUGGCUCCACCCCCGCCCGGUUUAGCAAAGUGGAAAAAGUCACGUGACGACGCUGUGACAACGUGAGUUUAACACCCCUGCUCUAGACUGAAGAUACCAGGGACUACAGACGUGACCACCAUUUUGAUUUUCUCUUACAACCUAGGGUGACUGAUACAUUAAUUCUAAAAUUUGCAGGAAACUGAAUAGGUAUGAAUGGCUUCCUACUCCGGAUGCUUCUGUAGGACAGCAUUUACACAAUUACAAAACAUUAAAAUAGUCUUGACUUUUGCUACAGCCAAAGAAUCAGGGGAAAAUGUGACACACUCUACCUUCUAUGGUGAUUACAGUAGAAUUCCUAGUGAAACGAUUUUUAUGGAGUUGAAUUGCACCAAUUCUGCUUCUGAAAAUGCACACUUGGAGAUAGUUAGGCAUGUGGGCAAUUAGUACUCCUUUAACAAUUCUAGGAGCGUUAUCUUUUAAGGCCUGGUUUAUUCCGUGGUUGGAUUUGAUGGUGCACUUUACCAAGAUACUUGAAAAAUAUUGUUACAGGUAGCACCAAAGAAGAUAAUGUGCAAACAAACCACGGAUAUCCAAGUUACAAGAUAUCCAAGUUUGAUCUAGACUUGAAAUUUAAACCAGCGCAUGAUUAUAGAGGCUGAACUCUGUUCUCUUGUUAGUAAUUACCCCAAGUAGCAAAGGGAUCAGCUGGUCUUUUUAAAGGCUCUCCAGCUAUCUCCAUUCCAAUAAGAAAUUAUAUUGAUCACAUCAUUGGCAACAAGAAACCGCAACAAGAAAAUAAAACCAAGCUUAGUGGAUUACUUUUAAAUCUCAAGAUUCGGAUUGCUUAUCUCUUAAUAAGCAUUUUCAGUACACAUUUUGGUGCAUUGUGAUCGAAUGUUGUGGUAAAAUGAGUCUCGCCCAGUAUUUUGCAGCUUUCAGUGUGUGUGCGUGCGUACGUACGUCUUCCCGAACGAUCGCAUGAUUCCCGUGUUUUUCCUAUGCUGGAAAGUCUUUUUAUAUUGCCUACUAGUAGUGAUGAUACUACAUAGUGCAAAGUGGAUAUUUGUGACAUAAUUAAACUUUAUUUUGAAGUGUG